Molecule: messenger RNA, 4353 nt
Organism: Hemisphaericaspora subhashii
Lineage: Eukaryota; Fungi; Ascomycota; Pichiomycetes; Serinales; Debaryomycetaceae
Product: cohesin-loading factor complex subunit
Exons: 1
Coding region: 1-4353 (1450 amino acids)
Biological process (GO): establishment of mitotic sister chromatid cohesion; regulation of gene expression; establishment of protein localization to chromatin
Cellular component (GO): Scc2-Scc4 cohesin loading complex
Molecular function (GO): chromatin binding
Source: RefSeq, a predicted model, not a curated record
AUGUCGGACAAGCAGUUGCCGAGGGACUUGAAGGAUGCUCUUAGUAUCACACCUUUAAUACACUUAAUACCCAAACAGAAUAUAUUCCCACUACUUAGUUGUGCAUCACUUUCUCCCACAAUAGAUGACAGUCAAUUGAUAUAUCAGGGAACACAACAAAAGAAAUCCGACUCUGAGACGGAAGCAAUGUAUGAACGAAUUGCGAACGAACUACUUGAAUGUGAUGAUGAACAAGUUGAAAAUGAGUUAAAGCGAAUCAAAUUCAUGAGAUAUCCUACAAAUCCGGAGGAACCCCAAACUUCAGGAAUUAGAGAACAUCUAAAACCCUACGAACAGAAGCUAUUUGACAGUAUAGUCUUUGAUGAGACAUCCUAUUCUGAUCUGUCUAUUCUGAAAGUUGAAUCCUCAAGAUUGUCAGUUAGAAAGAGAUAUCAUGUAGACGAUGAGGAAUCCAUGCGACGUCAUAACAAGAAAUAUCUUACAAAAUUUAACAAUGAGAAAUUGGGAAAUACCCCUGCUCGCAAAUCUAGUCGCAAAAGACAUCAACGAGGAGUCAAUGAAGACCCUGGUGAGAACAGAAAACUAGUGAAAUUUUCGGAUACGGAGCUUCGACAAAGGGCAGUAACAAGUUUGCGAUUACACAUUAGUCGAUUCAUGUGUCCUGAUGAAGAAGGAUUAGAUAAUUCAGAGAUCACAGUUGAAAUUCUUGAACUUGUUCUUGACUCAACAGCAAGAUGUCUUUAUCAAGAAACGGAUUUGGAUGUCAGUGAAUUUUCCAAUCUUCAGAAAAUCUGCCAUAGGCUGUUAGCUGAUUCUAUCGAAAAGUUUGAUGUUCAUCUCACCAUAUCAGAGAUAAAGGAUGUCUUUUCAGUAGCCGAUGAGUUCUUGAAGUGUGCCUUGUAUUCACGCAUUCUUCUCUUGAUAAUGAAUGGUCCUUCUCAAGAUAAAGUGUUAUUUGUUGAUGCCUACUUAAAUCUGAUUGUUGAAUUCUUAAAUAUUUUCGUGGAGAGUUUAUUGUUUCCGAUAUCAGCAUUACAGAUACCAGGAGGGGAUGAAGAUAUCCCAGCCAAGCGACAGAGUUUGAAUAAAUUGUUCUCGGAAGUCGGGCAAUUUGUUAAACAACUAGGACAUCUUAAUUCGAAAGCCAAGCUAGAGCACCAAGUGCUUACAAAAAUUGAAAUACUAGCAAAUCAAAUAAUUUUCGAAGAUAGAUACCUGGAUGACAAAAGUUCCCUUCUCCGAAUUCUUCCGAUAGAUCCAUUAAAAAUAUCUGUAUCAUUGAGUAUCAUUGAAGUGUUUAAAACUUGUUCCGAGGAGAGAUCAUAUUUAAUUGAAGAGGUAUUUAAUAAUUUUUUCACCAUAUCUACAAAUAAGGUUGUUGCAAGACAAUUUAAAGUUGAAAGGGGAUUUAGUAUACACUUGUACACAUUAUUAUUGGGAAAGUUUGUUCAAUGCAUAGAAUCCGAAGACGGCAAAGAACAAAUGGAGUCUGAAUCAAGAAACGCCAAGGACACAGUAGAUCAAUUGGUCCACAAGUUAUUAUGUUCAAUUGCAGAUAGAUUUAGUUCCGCAAACAGAGGACUACUUCAUGUUGUAGUGGAAGAUUUACUUAUGCUUUUGCCGUUUCCGGAGUGGUCAAGCACUGAAUUACUUUUGAGAUCUUUAGCUGAGCAAUUGAUUCGAAUCCUUCUGAACCAUGAUAACAAUCCUUCGCUUGAAGGGUACUAUCUAGAUAUUAUGGGUUCCAUUUGUGAGAAGGUCUUCUGUUUGAAGCCAGAUGUUACAUUAUCAAUUGACCCGGAAGGAAUACUGCACAUCCUUUCUGAUUUCGACAGUAUUAAAUUUGACAAAGAGGAUUCACUUAAAUGCUUUAUUAUAAAAUUGAAGAAUUGGAAAGAAGCAGCACAAAGUAAGGAGAAUAUUGAAGAUAUAAAUAUAGAUGAAUUGGUUGCCGCUGAUCGAAAUCCAAAUGAUAUCUCCAAACAUGCUAUUCACAAGUUGUACCUUUCGCUCAUCUUAGAUCCUUCUUUAAACAAGAUCGUUGAAUCAUUUGUAUCUGCUCUAGGAAUAUUCUUGGAGAGUCCAAAAAUCAAAGUUAAAACCAAGGCAAUAAAGAUCCUCGCAUCCCUUUCAGAAGUGUCUCCUACUAUACUUAGAACCAAGCUGAUUCAAGAUUCAUUAAGUGCAAGGUUAUUAGACAGUUCGACCCUGGUUCGAGACGCAGUAUUUGAUUUUGUUGGUAUGUACGUCCAGAAGCAUCCCGAUGAAGCUGAUAGCUUCAAAACUCCUUUACGUAGUGCAUUAAACGAUGAUGGGGUUCUGGUACGAAAAAAGGCCAUAAAAUUGUCAAAAGUUCUUUAUCCCAUGUUCAAGGCAACCGCUUCGAAAGUUGAUAUCGGGUCCAGGUUACUUAGAAGGUUAACAGAUGAAGAAGACACAGUAAAAAAUCUUGCUGCCAAUGCCUUGCUUGAAUUGUGGUUUCUUCCUCUAGCUCUGACGAAUAUCAACAAGAGCCAUUGUGAGGACGUAGUGAAAGUGAUUGUUGACCUUUCUGGAUCAGGCCCAAAGUGUUUGAAAUCUGUUGAAUCCUUUUUGGAACGAUAUGUUUUGGGAAGCAAGGAUGAAUCUAUACAGAGAUCUACUUCGGUGUUUGUGGACAUGAUUUUGGAUUUGGCGUCUGGAGAAAAUGCCAUCUCUAAACGAGAAGGAUUACUAUUAUUAUCAAUUUGUGUGAAAUGCAAACCAAGCAUCUUUGGACAGGAUCAAUUAGUUGCACUUCAACCAAUAAUCACUGAUGAGUCACAGAUCGGUGAACUAUCCUAUGUUUAUGCUCUCAGAACCAUGAAGUAUGCUCUCCCCAGUAUCGAUUCAUUGAGACCAGAUUUUAUCGAUUCCUUUCAAAAAUUUUUAAUACAGAGACUCGGGAAAUUUUCAAUUGGACAACUACAUGAAGUCAUUCCUUGUUUAUGGAGACUUGGUCAAAUCAAUUCGAAUACACAGAAGUUGGCAAAGGCUGCUAUAUCCACCAUGAAACAUGUAUACCCUUACAUUGAGGCAAGACCGUUUAAGGACAACGUUAAGGUGGCUAAAUUACUAUCACUAUUGGGCUGUUUUGGUAAAUAUUGUGAUUUUCUGCCGGAGAGAAAUUUGUUUGCCCAUGCCAGUUUAGGAUUGAAGUACAAAGAGACUGUCACAAGUCUAAUACUUAAAUACAUUCUUUUCUUUACAGAUAAGGGAUUGGAGCAAAAUCGUCGUCUGGCUAUUGGUAACUUGAUUUCACUAUGCUCGACUCAUACAAACUUGUUAACUACUAUGCCUGUGUUGACGACAUUGGAUAGAGUCAUGAAUACUGGGAAUGAGAAAAUGAUACUGUCGAUGCUUCAGGGAUUAAUUAACUUCUUGCAAGAGAAAGAUUCCGAGGUUCAGAAAAAUGUUGGCUACUCUGAGAAAAGUUCAACAAGCAACAAAUUAGAUGUUAAUGUAUUUCAUGGGAAGCAUAAUAGUGCGGAUGGGGUUUGCGCGUCAAUCGUGCAAAGAUAUUUGGAUAAAGUAUUGAAAUUAUGUUUAAAACCGGAUCUAAAAUUAUUCUAUUUGCCUAUCCAAUUUAUAGAAUUGGUCCUUGAAUUAGGUUACGCCAAUCCUAAAAUCUGUGUUCCUACAAUCAUAGCAUUAGAAUCUUCUCAAGAUACCAAAACCAAGAAUACAGCAUUAAGAAUCCAUACCGAUUUGUUUGAAAAGCAUGAAUCAUUGGUUGAGACCAGUUACGAUGAAGGAAUACGUCUUGCGUUUGAGUUGAAUAAGGGCAGUUUUCAGGGUCAAUCAGAUUUUUUGAAUUCUAUGUACAGCAUAGUACUGUCUUCCCAUACGUCAAGAAAGAAAUUGGUGAAAGCUAUAUCAAGAACUCUCAGGCUAAAUUUACAUUAUCCAACGCCACAACUGCAGGAUUCUUUAAUGUUUUUGGAAUUCUGGGCCCAAAAUGUAGCUCAAAUUCAACUAAAGAGUGUUGAAGAAGUUUUGAUGUUGUUACAUGAGAUGUAUGUGAUACUUUCUGGACCAAGAAUGGAUUUUAUUCUUGAAAUUGAGAAUAGUAAUGUGCCUCCUUCCCCGUCCCACUAUCGAACUGCCUUAUCUAUGCGAAUUGUUCUCGAAGCGUACAGGUUCCUUUCUAUUAAGUAUAACAUUUCGCAAACACAAGUUGAGGGAUUUGGUUAUCAUUCUUUAGAAGAGAUUCGACAAGCGCCGAAAACUGUCAAAGAUAUCAGAAUCAAUAUAGACUGGAUAGUUGCAAAUACUGGGGCCGUGACCCAAGAGUCAUUUGAGAGAUGUAAACUGGAACUAAGCCAACUUAUCUAG